AUGUUUGAUAAAAGUUUUAAUUAUUACAUUCCAAAAACAAGUUCGAAUAGCGAUUAUGAGUAAAGAGAAAAAAAGGAUUUAAAAAAAUAGUUUAGAUAUGUAUCAGUAAAUAAAAUGGUGCCGUCUGACAAAGAUAAUUAUAUUCCUCUUGUAAGUCCAUAAUUAUCUGCCUAUGCAAAACCAAGUGAGAGAAUUAAAUUAUAACAAAAAUUAAUGAGAGUCAGAUAAAAUAGAUCUCUUAAUUUAUAUUCUGCCAAACAUGAUCCAUUCAAUCAUUGCACUGAUGAGUCCUAAUUAACAAGUGAGGAUUAAUUAUUAAAGAUAGUUGGAGGCCAAAUGUUGUAAACUGGCGAAAAGUGUUAGUCUGUUCAACGCAAGUAUAGGAGGAAGCCUAAGAGUUUUGUAGCUCAUCGGAAUAUAUUUUCAUUGUAUGUAUAAGAAUCAUUAGAGCUCAACUAAUUGAGAAAGAAAAUGAAUCCAUAACUGAAUUAUAGUAGGAUGGACUCUCAUAUAGCCUAAAGAUUCAAUAAAACAUAAAUUGGGUUUAACAAUUCUUUUGAUUCAAAUUAAUAUGGAUUUUUAUAAUAGGGAAGAAGGUGUUAAAUGCAGUAGAAGUUCAAAGAUUUUUUAAAUUGA
Molecule: messenger RNA, 636 nt
Organism: Paramecium tetraurelia
Lineage: Eukaryota; Ciliophora; Oligohymenophorea; Peniculida; Parameciidae
Exons: 3
Source: RefSeq, a predicted model, not a curated record